AUGCUUAUAUCUAAUGAUACUUUCGCUUCCUUAACUUCAAAUAUAGAAUCCGGAAAGCUUAUAGUGAACGGCACAGAAGAAGCGGAAGCCGAGGAAAUUAAAGAAUGGCAUUUUCAUGUUUAUUUUUUUCAGGAAAAUGAAAAAAGCAAAGAAUCAGCAUUAGCACUUCGACGAAAGAUAAUUGAAUUAAUUCGCGAAGGAUUUUUUCAUCCUGUUCCUUAUGCUUCAUUUAAUAUGGUUCCGAUGGGACCUCACCCAAUUGGUUCAUACGAAGUUUGGUGUCCAAAAGAACACUUUGCUCGAGUAUUCUCUUGGUUCGUGCUAAAUCGUGGUCAACAUUCUGUUUUAGUGCAUCCACUAACAGUUGAAGAGAUGAAAGACCACGCAGAACGAGCAGUAUGGAUGGGUACUCCAAUGCCAUUAGACACGAAAUGGCUUGCUGAACGUCUUCCACAAGUGCCAUUACAAUAUCCCGAAUUGAAAAUGGGGUACUCCGCGCCAACUUCUUCUCAUUCAUAG
Messenger RNA from Ambispora leptoticha, 519 nucleotides. Lineage: Eukaryota; Fungi; Glomeromycota; Glomeromycetes; Archaeosporales; Ambisporaceae. The record is from the annotation of a GenBank genome assembly.